AUGAAUCUCAUGUCAGCGCUCGCGCGUAUUGAACUCGAUGCCCUGAGCGACCCAGACCGCACGUGCGCAGAUGCAGUCGAAGACCUCGAGCAUGUCUCUACACUGCAAGAAGACGGCAUAGGAGGCGCAUUCGACAAGAGCCUGCGGAUCAAGAGCACUGUCGAUGCGCUUGAAGGCCAGGCGCAGGAGCAGCCAAGCUGGAAAAUGCUUGCCGCGGUCAUCAACAGCGAGUACAGGCUGUGGAAGCUGAACGCUGAGACGCCUCUACGACUCAACCCUUUUCUGUCCCAUUGGGUCGAGGCGAUCCAGCGACUACAAGGAGACGCCACCAAGACACAGGCCACGGCACUUGACAUAUCGACCGAGGACAUCUCUGCGACUCGACUCGAGAUGAUCAAGGGCAUGCUGGGGAGCAAUGACCCCAACAUCUUCGCGACUGCGACGCCAAAACAGCUAUACAAUGCACGCCAUCGUACCACGCCUUUCGAUGUACAGCCGUACGUACGCAUGCUGGAGGAAGAAGGCAUCUAUGAGCCCUCGCCCAUGACAGCCCUACCCAAGCCCACACACCACGAGACGAACGACACACCUCGCAAACCGACCUUCCAAGAGUGGAAACACGACCUUUUCCGUCACCGAACCAGCGACCCCGCCGCUGCCUUCGAGGACCUGACACACCUCCCCAUCGCCCUCCCUGCACUCGACUUCCUCACCACGCUCCUCACAGAACACACCCUCGCAGAACACAAUAUCGACUCUGCGCCACUCGUGACGUCGUACAUCCAACACGCACUCCGUCUAGUCGAGCACAUGGGCCACUCACCAGGCCUGAACACCGAACCUCCUCACCAGACAGAGAUAGGCAUCGAGACCGACACCGAAACGCUCGACCACGGUCGCGAAGCGCAGAGCCGCGCUGUGCAACUCUUGUUGCUGUUCAUCAAGAACCUGAUCCGGAAGGGGUUGAUGGGCGUGGAGGUGUUGUACUUUGAGAUUCAGGAGAUAUGUGUCAGAUACAUGUGGAUCAAGGAGGUGAGAGAUUUUCGGUCCUGGAUCGAGGAGGGAAAGCCCAUAGAUGACGGCGAUUGA
Molecule: messenger RNA, 1089 nt
Organism: Ascochyta rabiei
Lineage: Eukaryota; Fungi; Ascomycota; Dothideomycetes; Pleosporales; Didymellaceae
Exons: 1
Coding region: 1-1089 (362 amino acids)
Cellular component (GO): CCR4-NOT complex
Source: RefSeq, a predicted model, not a curated record